Gasterosteus aculeatus aculeatus (three-spined stickleback) is the source of this 1709-nucleotide messenger RNA. The record is from RefSeq and is a predicted model, not a curated record. NCBI's taxonomy places the organism in Eukaryota, Metazoa, Chordata, Actinopteri, Perciformes, Gasterosteidae.
CGCUCUGUAGCUCUGAGGUCGGAGGUCAAGCGGCGGUCAGGCGGGAAGGCUGUCCCGCUACGUCCUCCCCCUCAACCGCCGUCCCACCACCGCCACCACUCUGGGACAACCGGUGCCGAGGAGGAGCCACCAUGAGCGACCAGAACGUCAUCAAGGAGGGCUGGGUCCAGAAGAGAGGUGAGUACAUCAAGAACUGGCGGCCGGGCUACUUCCUGCUGAAGACGGACGGCUCUUUCAUCGGCUACAAGGACAAACCGCAGGACUCGGACCUGGCGUACCCGCUCAACAACUUCUCCGUAGACAAAUGUCAGCUGAUGAAGACCGAGCGGCCCAAGCCGAACACCUUCAUCAUCCGCUGCCUGCAGUGGACCACGGUCAUCGAGAGGACUUUCCACGUGGACACUCCGGAUGAGCGGGACGAGUGGGCCGAGGCCAUCCAGAUGGUGGCCGAGUCGCUGGCCAAGCAGGAGGAGGAGGGCAUCCUCAGCAGCCCCACCUCCCAGAUCGAGAACGUCAACGAGGAGGAGAUGGACACCUCCAUCGGCCACUACAAACGGAAGACAAUGACUGACUUUGACUAUCUGAAGCUUCUGGGCAAAGGCACCUUUGGGAAAGUCAUUCUCGUGAGGGAGAAGGCCAGUGGCACCUACUACGCCAUGAAGAUCCUCAAGAAGGAAGUCAUCAUAGCCAAGGAUGAAGUCGCUCACACGCUCACAGAAAGUAGGGUAUUAAAAAACACCCGGCAUCCAUUCCUAACGUCUCUGAAGUACUCGUUCCAGACUAAGGACCGGCUGUGCUUCGUAAUGGAGUACGUCAACGGAGGCGAGCUGUUUUUCCAUUUGUCGAGGGAGCGAGUCUUUUCGGAGGACCGCACUCGUUUCUACGGCGCCGAGAUCGUCUCCGCUCUCGACUACCUCCAUUCGGCCAAGAUCGUGUACCGGGACCUGAAGCUGGAGAACCUCAUGUUGGACAAAGACGGCCACAUCAAGAUCACAGACUUUGGCCUCUGCAAAGAAGGCAUCACCGACACUGCCACCAUGAAGACGUUCUGUGGGACCCCGGAGUACCUGGCUCCAGAGGUGCUGGAGGACAACGACUAUGGCCGGGCGGUGGACUGGUGGGGUUUGGGCGUGGUGACGUACGAGAUGAUGUGCGGCCGCCUGCCGUUCUACAACCAGGACCACGAGAAGCUGUUCGAGCUCAUCCUCAUGGAGGAGAUCAAGUUCCCCCGGACGCUGUCGGCCGACGCCAAGUCGUUGCUCUCGGGGCUGCUCAUCAAGGACCCCAACAAACGGCUGGGCGGAGGACCCGACGACGCCAAGGAGAUCAUGCGCCACAGUUUCUUCAACGCCGUCGACUGGCAGGACGUCUACGAUAAGAAGCUGGUCCCGCCCUUCCAGCCCCAAGUCAGCUCGGAGACGGACACGCGCUACUUCGACGAGGAGUUCACAGCACAGACCAUCACCAUCACUCCUCCGGAGAAAUACGACGAGGACGGGAUGGACGCGGCGGACAACGAGCGAAGGCCUCAUUUCCCACAGUUCUCCUACUCGGCCAGCGGGCGGGAGUGAGCGCCGGGGGGGGGGGUGGGGGUGUGGGGUCCCCCAGCGGGCCGAUGUCCCCAUUCGUGGCCAUUCUGAGGAAAACACGUAGCCAUUUUAGGAAGAAAAAAAAAAAAAAAAGAAGAAAAAAAAAAAUCCCCAAAAAAA